CAGGUGGCGGUACGGAGCUUUUUUGACGCUCGCAAGCCGUUGCGGCUCCCGGUCACCAGGUGGUAGGACUGAGCUCCUUUGGAUCCUACUCGCUCACUGUUAUUUCUGAAGAAGAAGAAGAAGAACGCUCCCAAAGCAGUCAACAUGGCGUUCAGUUUUGGCGGUGCCACGAGCAACACAGCACCAAGUACGUCCGGGUUUUCAUUUGGUUCCUUUGGUGCCAAGACAACAGCGUCCACAUUUGGGUUUAACCCGACAGCCAUCACGACCACCGCCUCGUCCGGGUUUGGCACUCUUACAGCUCCUGGUUUUGGGGCAGCCACCACCACCACCGCACCAGCCACAGGAUUCGGCUUUGGCUCCACCAACACUGGAUUUGGGGGGCUCGGAGCCGGAGGCAGUACGGCUGGCGCUUUUGGAGGCUUUGGGGCAACAACUACAACUGCUGCUGCACCGGGAUCCUCUUUUAGUUUUGUCAACCCCUCCAACACAACAGGAAGCUUGUUUGGGAACACACAGAACAAAGGGUUUGGGUUCCCAACCGGGCUUGGAGCUGGAACCGCAACCGGAACAUCGGGGUUUGGAACUGGGUUAGGCACAGCUGGCCUGGGCGGAUUUGGAGGUUUUAAUAUUCAGCCGACCCAGCAGCAACAAGGAGGCUUGUUUAGCCAGCAGGCCCAGCAGCAGGGUCAGCCUCAGCCCACCCAGCUGUUCCAGCAGGUCACCGCUCUCUCAGCCCCCACUUUACUUGGUGAUGAGCGCGACUCCAUACUUGCUAAAUGGAACCAACUGCAGGCCUACUGGGGUACAGGGAAGGGCUACUACGGCAACAACAACCCACCCGUGGAGUUUACCCAAGAGAACCCCUUCUGCAGGUUCAAGGCAGUGGGAUAUAGCUGCAUCCCAGUGAGUAAGGACGAGGAUGGUUUAGUUGUCUUGAUCCUCAAUAAAAAAGAAGCUGAUGUACGAGCCCAACAGCAGCAGCUGGUCGAAACCCUCCACAAGAUCCUAGGAAGCAACCAGACUCUAAGUGUCAAUGUAGAGGGUGUGAAAUCCCUGCCAAAUGACCAGACAGAGGUGAUCGUUUAUGUUGUGGAACGUUCUCUGAGUGGCACCUCGAAGCGCAUCGCAGCGUCUACGCUUUUCAACUUUCUGGAGCAAGCCAACAUCAAGGCCCAGCUGAUGCAGAUUGGGGUAGCCAUGUCUGUCACGCGCACCGAGCUGUCCCCAGCCCAGCUCAAACAGCUGCUACAAAAUGCCCCCGCAGGUGUGGAUCCCAUCAUUUGGGAACAGGCGAAGGUGGACAAUCCUGACCCAGAGAAGUUAUUCCCAGUGCCCAUGGUUGGAUUUAAAGAGCUGCUGCGCAGGUUGCAGAUCCAGGAACAGAUGACCAAACAGCACCAGACCAGAGUGGAUAUUAUAUCGAAUGACAUCAGUGAACUGCAGAAGAACCAGGCUACAACCGUGGCCAAAAUCGCUCAAUACAAGAGGAAACUGAUGGAUCUGUCUCACAGGGUGCUGCAGGUUUUGAUCAAACAGGAGAUUCAAAGGAAAAGUGGCUACGCAAUCCAAGUGGACGAGGAGCAUCUCCGAGUGCAGCUGGACACCAUUCAGUCCGAACUCAAUGCCCCCACACAGUUCAAGGGUCGGCUGAAUGAAUUAAUGUCCCAAAUCCGAAUGCAGAACCACUUUGGAGCUGUGAGGUCAGAAGAGCGCUACAGUGUGGAUGCAGACCUGCUCCGAGAAAUCAAACAACACUUGAAGCAGCAGCAGGAAGGUCUGAGUCAUCUGAUCAGCGUCAUUAAAGAUGACCUGGAAGACAUCAAAUUAAUAGAGCAUGGGCUGAGCGACAGUGGACACAUGAGAGGGGGCAUCCUGAGCUGAUUCCAACCUCUCAAAGCCUCUUCACACACUCUGACCCUUUAUUUUGAAAAGCAGAACAUCUUUCUUCCAGACCAUUCUAUUUUGCGAUCUUCAGAUUUGCUCGUUGCAGAAAAAAAAUCCCGGGCUUUCCAAUCAGUACAGCAAAACGACUGCGUAAUCUGGAUUGAUACAGACAGCUCAAUGGAAUGAUCAGUGUCUAAUAAUAGCCACGUCAAUCAGAUUAUGCACAUGUGACUGCCAGUGCUUUGUAAACAAAGAGGUGUUAAGUGUGUCAAGAUGUAAAUACAUCUUUGUAUUUUUUUUAACUAUUAGAAUACUAAUAAAUUUAAAUUCUAAACCUUUAA
Molecule: messenger RNA, 2228 nt
Organism: Oryzias latipes (Japanese medaka)
Lineage: Eukaryota; Metazoa; Chordata; Actinopteri; Beloniformes; Adrianichthyidae
Gene: nup54
Product: nucleoporin 54
Biological process (GO): nuclear pore organization; NLS-bearing protein import into nucleus; protein localization to nuclear inner membrane
Cellular component (GO): nuclear pore central transport channel; nuclear pore
Molecular function (GO): structural constituent of nuclear pore
Source: RefSeq, a predicted model, not a curated record